AGCGGGAGCCUAGCGGCCGAGGCCCCAGAACAAAGGAGGCUGAGCGGCGGCGCGCGCGCGGCCCGGCCCGCGGCUGGAGCGCGCCCCCUCCCCGCGCCCCCUCGGCGGAGCGGGCCGCCCUCCCCCAUCUGGCCGGCCGGCGCGGACUGCCCCGGGCGCGCACCCACUCCGGGCCACUUCCGUGCCAGGGCCGCCCGGGAGCCCCGCCGAGUGAAGCUUUCAGCAAACUUUGCAUUGAAAGCUCUGCUCCCUUGGGCAGCACUGCCUUCACAGUCAUCCUGACCCCAGAGGAGAAGUAACCAGGAACCCCUCACUCUGCCCUGCUCCCACCACACUGUACCUUUCUGCUCACCUCAUGCCUGGGUCCAGGGUGGGUGAGGGUGAAGAACCCACCCAGCCAAGAUGAUCCUUUCCCUGGGGACUUCGGUUGUUCUCCUCCACAUCCUGGGCCCCUGCAGGUGGGAGAGUGACCCACUGAGCCCUGUCAGAUUGCUGCAGAGGAGGUGAAGAGGGGUUGAGAAGAAGCGCCCAUAUCGGAGACUGAGGCUCCUUGCUUUCACCCUGGUAGACUAGUGAUUGUGUUAGAAGGACUUGUUGGUGGCCUUGCUAGGCAGGCAGACAGCUGGAGUGUGGCUCAGCCCCUGCACCUAUGCCCUCAACCCUGCCAGCAUCAUGAGCCAAUUUCAGGUGCCCCUGGCAGUUCAGCCAGACCUGCCAGGUCUUUAUGAAUUCCCUCAGGGCCAGGUGCUGGUAGGGGGCUUCCAGGGAACUGGGCUCCCAGUGACUGGAAGUGAACCCCAACUCCGAGGGGGUGGAGAUGGGCGCAAGAAACGGAAACGGUGCGGUAGUUGUGAGCCCUGCCGCCGACUAGAGAACUGUGGGGCUUGCACCAGCUGUACCAACCGAAGAACACACCAGAUCUGCAAACUGCGCAAGUGUGAGGUGCUCAAGAAAAAAGUGGGGCUUCUCAAGGAGAUAAAGGCUGGUGAAGGAGCCGGGCCUUGGGGACAAGGGGCUGCCGCUGUCAAGGCAGGCUCAGAGCUCAGCCCAGUUGAUGGACCUGUUCCAGGUCAGAUGGACUCAGGGCCAGUGUACCAUGGGAACUCACGGCAGCUAAGCGCCUCAGGGGCGCCCGUCAAUGGUGCUAGAGAACCUACUGGACCCAGCCUGCUGGGGGCUGGGGGUCCUUGGAGAGUAGACCAGAAGCCUGAAUGGGACGUUCCCCCCGGCCCAGCACACACUGCUAGACUGGAAGAUGCCCACGAUCUGGUGGCCUUUUCGGCUGUGGCCGAAGCUGUAUCCUCUUAUGGGGCCCUCAGCACCCGGCUCUAUGAAACUUUCAACCGUGAGAUGAGUCGUGAGACUGGGAAUAGCAAUAGGGGACCCAGACCAGGGCCGGAGGGCUGCUCUGCAGGCAGCGAAGACCUUGACACCUUGCAGACGGCUCUGGCUCUUGCACGCCAUGGCAUGAAACCACCCAAUUGCAACUGCGAUGGCCCGGAAUGCCCUGACUACCUCGAGUGGCUGGAGGGGAAGAUCAAGUCUGUGGUUGUGGAGGGAGGGCAGGAACGGCCCAGACUCCCAGCUACUCUGCCUCCCGGUGAGGCUGGCCACCCGGCACCAAGCCCCAGGCCUCUCCUCAACUCCGAGGUCCCCCAGAUCCCUCCUUCGGAGGGCCUGCCCCUGUCCCAGAGUGCUCUGAGUAUCGCCAAGGAAAAAAACAUCAGCUUACAGACCGCCAUCGCCAUCGAGGCCCUCACGCAGCUCUCCUCUGCCCUUCCCCAGCCUUCUCAUUCCACCUCCCAGGCUUCCUGCCCCCUUCCUGAGGCCUUGUCUCCUUCUGCCUCUUUCAGAUCUCCCCAGUCCUACCUCCGGGCCCCCUCGUGGCCUGUGGGCCCCCCUGAAGAGCACCCAUCCUUUGCUCCUGAGAGCCCUGCCUUCCCUCCAGCAACUCCUAGAACCGAGUUUCCUGAAGCCUGGGGCACUGACACCCCACCAGCAACUCCCCGAAGCUCUUGGUCCAUGCCCCGCCCGAGCCCUGACCCCAUGGCUGAACUGGAGCAGUUACUGGGCAGUGCCAGUGAUUAUAUCCAGUCAGUGUUCAAGCGACCCGAGGCUCUUCCCACCAAGCCCAAAGUCAAGGUUGAGGCCCCAUCUUCUUCUCCAGCCCCAUCUCCAUCUCCCAUUCUUCAGAGAGAGGCUCCUACACCAUCUCCAGAGCCCAGCACCCACCAAAAGGCCCAAACGGCCCUGCAGCAGCACCUCCACCAUAAGCGAAGUCUCUUCCUGGAACAGGCUCAUGACACCUCCUUUCCUGCCCCCUCGGAACCAUCUGUACCUGGCUGGUGGGCGCCAUCCAGCUCACCUGCCCCCCGGCCUACUCCAGACAGACCACCCAAGGAGAAAAAGAAGAAGCCCCCAGCACCAUCUGGAGGUCCCACGGGAACAGAGAAAGCUGCCCCUGGGAUCAAGCCCGGCAUCCGGAAGCCCAUUCAGAUCAAGAAGUCCAGGCCACGGGAAGCACAGCCCCUCUUCCUGCCUCUGCGGCAGAUUGUCCUGGAAGGGCUGAGGCCUCCGGCUCCCUCUGAGGAUGCGCAGGCACACCCACCUGUCCCCCUCCCUGCCUCGCAGGGCCUUGAUGUCCCCAUGCCCCCAGAACCUUCUCUUGCGCUAUUUGCACCUAGUCCCUCCGGGGACAGCCUGUUGCCCCCUACUCAGGAAAUGAGGUCCCCCAGCCCCAUGGCAGCCCUGCAGCCAGGCUCCACCGGCCCCCUUCCCCCGGCCGAUGACAAGCUGGAAGAGCUCAUCCGGCAGUUUGAGGCUGAAUUUGGGGAUAGUUUUGGGCUUCCUGGCCCCCCAUCUCUGCCCAUUCAGGACCCUGAGAAUCAGCCAGCAUGUCUCCCACCUCCUGAGAGCCCUUUUGCUACCCGAUCCCCCAAGCAAAUCAAAAUUGAGUCUUCAGGGGCUGUGACUGUGGUCUCAACCACCUGCUUCCAUUCAGAGGAGGGAGGCCAGGAGGCCACACCCACCAAGGCCGAGAACCCACUCACACCCACCCUCAGUGGUUUCCUGGAGUCACCUCUUAAGUACCUGGACACACCUACCAAAAGCCUGCUGGACACGCCUGCCAAGAGAGCUCAGGCUGAGUUUCCCACCUGUGACUGUGUUGAACAAAUAGUGGAGAAAGAUGAAGGUCCAUAUUAUACUCACCUGGGAUCUGGCCCCACGGUGGCCUCUAUCCGGGAACUCAUGGAGGAGCGGUAUGGAGAAAAGGGGAAAGCCAUCAGGAUCGAGAAGGUCAUCUACACAGGGAAGGAGGGAAAGAGCUCCCGAGGCUGCCCCAUUGCAAAGUGGGUGAUCCGCAGGCACACACUGGAAGAGAAGCUGCUUUGCCUGGUGAGGCACCGAGCGGGCCACCACUGCCAGAAUGCCGUGAUUGUCAUCCUCAUCCUGGCUUGGGAGGGUAUCCCCCGCAGCCUCGGAGACACACUCUACCAGGAGCUCACUGAUACCCUCCGGAAGUAUGGGAAUCCCACCAGCCGGAGAUGUGGCCUCAAUGAUGACCGGACAUGCGCUUGCCAAGGCAAAGACCCCAACACCUGCGGUGCCUCCUUCUCCUUUGGUUGUUCCUGGAGCAUGUACUUCAACGGCUGCAAAUAUGCCCGGAGCAAGACACCUCGCAAGUUCCGCCUUGCAGGGGACAACCCCAAAGAGGAAGAAGUGCUCCGGAAGAGUUUCCAGGACCUGGCCACCGAAGUGGCUCCCCUAUACAAGCGGCUAGCCCCCCAGGCCUACCAGAACCAGGUGACUAAUGAGGAAAUAGCAAUUGACUGCCGCCUGGGGCUGAAGGAAGGGCGGCCUUUCUCGGGGGUCACGGCCUGCAUGGACUUCUGUGCCCACGCCCACAAGGACCAGCAUAACCUCUACAAUGGGUGCACAGUGGUCUGUACCCUGACCAAGGAAGACAAUCGCUGUGUGGGUAAGAUUCCUGAGGACGAGCAGCUGCACGUGCUGCCCCUGUACAAGAUGGCCAGCACAGAUGAGUUUGGUAGUGAGGAGAACCAGAAUGCCAAGGUGGGCAGUGGGGCCAUCCAGGUGCUCACAGCCUUCCCCCGAGAGGUCCGGCGCCUGCCUGAACCUGCCAAGUCCUGCCGCCAGCGGCAGCUGGAAGCCAGGAAGGCUGCCGCUGAGAAGAAGAAGAUUCAGAAGGAGAAGCUGAGCACUCCUGAAAAGAUCAAGCAGGAGGCCCUGGAGCUGGCCAGUGUCCCCACUGACCCAGGCUUGGCUCUGAAGGGUGGACUAUCCCAGCAAAAUCUGAAGCCCUCUCUCAAGGUGGAGCCACAAAACCACUUCAGCUCCUUCAAGUACAGUGGCAACGCAGUGGUGGAGAGCUACUCGGUGCUGGGUAACUGCCGGCCCUCCGACCCCUACAGCAUGAAUAGCGUGUACUCCUACCACUCCUACUAUGCACAGCCCAGCCUGAGCUCCGUCAACGGCUUCCACUCCAAGUACGCUCUUCCGUCAUUUGGCUACUACAGCUUUCCAUCCAGCAACCCCGUCUUCCCCUCUCAGUUCCUAGGUCCUGGGACCUGGGGGCACAGUGGCAACAGUGGCAGUUUUGAGAAGAAGCCAGACCUCCACGCUCUACACAGCAGCCUGAGCCCGGCCUACGGUGGUGCUGAGUUUGCCGAGCUCCCUGGCCAGGCUGUUCCCACAGACACCCACCACUCCACUCCUCACCACCAGCAGCCUGCUUAUCCAGGCCCCAAGGAGUAUCUGCUUCCCAAGGCCCCCCAGAUCCACCCAGCAACCAGGGACCCCUCUCCCUUUGCACAGAGCUCCAACUGCUACAACAGAUCCAUCAAGCAAGAGCCAGUAGAUCCACUGGUUCAGGCUGAAUCUAUACCCAGAGACCCUGGUAAGGUAGGCAAAACAACUUUGCCUGAGGCAUCUCAGAAUGGAGGCCCCAAUCACCUAUGGGGACAGUACUCAGGAGGCCCAACCAUGUCCCCUAAGAGGACUAACAGUGUGGGUGGCAGCUGGGGAGUGUUCCCUCCUGGGGAGAGCUCUGCCAUGGUCUCUGACAAGCUUGGUUCUUUUGGGGCCAACUGUUUGACCCCUUCCCAUUUCCCAGAUGGCCAGUGGGGGUUGUUCCCUGGUGAGGGGCAGCAGCCAGCCCCCCAGCCUGGAGGACGGCUUCGAAGCAAACCAUGGAGCCCCUGCAAGUUUGGGAAUAACACCUCGGCCUUGGCUGGGCCUGGCCUGACUGAGAAGCCAUGGGGGGUUGGGGCAGGAGAAUUCAACUCCGCACUGAAAGGUGGUCCUGGGUUCCAAGAUAAGCUGUGGGGCCCCCUGAAAGGAGAGGAGGGACGGAUCCCAACCCCGGGUGCGAGCCCACUGGACAAAGCCUGGCAGUCCUACGGCAUGCCCCUGGGCUCCAGUGAGAAGCUGUUUGGGGGCCUGAAGUCUGAGGAGAAGCUGUGGGAUCCCUUCAGCCUGGAGGAGGGGACAGCUGAGGAGCCCCCCAACAAAGGGGCAGUGAAGGAGGAGAAAGGGGGUGGUGCAGAGGAAGAGGAAGAAGAGCUGUGGUCUGACAGUGAGCAUAACUUCCUGGAUGAGAACAUCGGCGGAGUGGCCGUGGCCCCUGCUCACGGCUCCAUCCUUAUCGAGUGUGCCCGGAGGGAGCUGCACGCCACCACACCCCUCAAAAAACCCAACCGCUGCCACCCUACCCGUAUCUCGCUGGUCUUCUACCAGCACAAGAACCUCAACCAGCCCAACCAUGGGCUGGCCCUCUGGGAGGCCAAGAUGAAGCAGUUGGCGGAGAGGGCACGGGCACGGCAGGAGGAGGCCGCCCGGCUGGGCCUGGGCCAGCAGGAGGCCAAGCUCUAUGGGAAGAAGCGCAAGUGGGGUGGCGCUGUGGUCCCAGAGCCCCAGCAUAAGGAGAAGAAGGGGAUUGUCCCCACCCGGCAGGCACUGGCUGUGCCCACAGACUCAGCGGUCACCGUGUCCUCCUACGCCUACACGAAGGUCACCGGGCCCUACAGCCGCUGGAUCUAGGUGCCAGGGAGCCAGCGUACCUCAGCGUCGGGCCCAGCCCGAGCUGCCUCUGUGGUGCUUUUGCCCUCACCUGGGGGCGGGUUGGGGGUGCAGAAGUCUUUAUCUAUAUAUACAUAUAUAGAUACGCAUAUAUAUGUAUUUAUGGUCCAAACCUCAGAACUGACCCGCCCCUCCCUUACCCAGCUCCCCAACUCCCCAGCACUUUGAAGAAGAAACUACGGCUGUCGGGUGAUUUUUUUUUUCCUUGAUCUUAAUAUUUAUAUCUCACAUUGGUUUUCUUCGCGCCGUCCCCCUCCCCAUUUGGGGGUGGGGAGAAAUUUUAUUUUCUCUUGUUUUUAAAACUCUAUCCUUGUAUAUCACAGUAAUGGAAAGAAAAAAGUUUAUAGUGUCCUUUCACAAAGGAGUAGUUUUAAAUUCCAUUUAAAAUGUGUAUUUAUUGGGGUUUUGUUUUUGUUUUAAAAGCGACAAUAUUAAUGGCAAUGGAUCAGCAGGAAAGGCCAGACUCCGCUCGUUCCUGCCCGUCACGAUGGGCCCGGCCCCCUGGCCCUCUUGGUAGCUGACGAGGCUCUCCGCCGCUGUCUUAUCCCUUAUGAGCCUAGUGCAGAUUGUAAUCACCCAGGCCAUCCCCUCCUGACACACCCAGCUCCCCUCUGGGAGGAGGGGAGCUUCUGUCAGGACAGCUUCUGUCCUCUCCAGGAGGAUGGGAGAAUCUGUAGAACAUUAUCUGGGGUUGCUUUCCAGUCAGUCGCCGGCUUGGAGUCGGGGGGUGGGGGGGGCAGGUGCGUCCCAGGCCAGAAACCUGAGACGCUAGCAGAUUUCCCCCAGAAACAAAGUUGGUUGAAAGUAGACAGCUUCAAGCUUGCUAGUCUCCACACUGAAUCCUCUCUGUCCGUUAUUUAUCAAGUCAUAGAUCAUGGUUCAUUAGGCAGCACACCUCAUGAUGGAGCUGGAAUUGAGAGGCUCUUAGGAGCCAUUUUACCAAGCUGACAAGCCAGUGAAUCCUGGGCUGAAGGAAUUUUGCCUUUGUGGUAAAAAUAAUAAUAAUAAGUAAUGCCCAGUCUAUGCUGAUAUUGGAAAAGGGCUACUGUAUCCUUAAAAACAAGAAGUUGAAUCCAAGCUGUGAAAAGCCAGCCAGCCUUGCUGUACGUAUGCAGUGCUGUGCAGAGCCUGGUGCUGUAGUAAGUAUUGUGCUAGGACUUCCUUAACUCUUGGGCAGGUCACAGCCUAUGGGAGCCCAGCACACCAGUGUAACAGCAGUUAACACAUCUCUCCUUAUUCCUGGAUUUCCACAUCGAACAAUGGUGCAUGCCUCACAUCCUUGCCCACCCCCCCCCCUCCACGAUAUCAUUUGGGGGACGGGCUGACACUUAAUUUUAAAAUGCAAGAGUCAAAACGUUUUCAGCCGGUAGCUAGAAUUUCCCUCCAAAAUUGGUGCCAUUUCUCUAACCAUCUUCUUUUCCUUCCUGCCCUCUUUAUCCACUUCUAACACACCUGUUCUGAAUUCUGGUGCAUUUGUUCAGUUCCUUGAAAUGAGAAUGUGGUGCUUUAAUUUUUGCAUUGUUGAGCAAGGUUGGGCCUGACAAGUGGAAGCUACAUGCAGUCAACGGCAAAGUCAGACUUCUUGGAGUAUUUGUUUUUCCCCAUGGGUUUAGCAGCAAGUAGAUCAAGCUAACCAUGUGGAUGUGUAGUGAAUGGGAGGCUUCAUCGGGACACACAGGGGAAUGAGGCCACGCAGUAAAUACCAACCAAGCCCUGAGGUGAACAUCAGCUGUUGAGCGGUUUCAUUCAGAUGUGGGGCUUCAUAAGAUGAGUUUAACAAUCAGAUGAUGAUGAUGCUAAAGGCAAGUUCCUGAGCUUCCAGGUGCCUUGUGUAAGAGCUGAGAACCGAUCCGCUGGGUGUUUACUGUAAUUGUUCCAGGCGCACUGGCGGUGAGUCCCUGUAAGAUGUCCUGAGCAUUUAUGUGGUCUGGUUUUAACUGUAAAUAGUGAAAGAUUUUUUUAAGCACUUUUGCCUAGAUUUAAACAGCAACUUGAAAUAAAGUAUGUUUUAACAUGUAAUUGUGGGAGAAAUUGUAAAUAGUAGCCGAAUAUUAAACGUGCUUUGUCUAUCCUUCACUUUUACCAUAUUCUGUAAAGUUGCAUUUAUUUUACAGGACAAAAAAAAAAAAAAAAAAAGAAAUAUUAUUGCUUUUGAAAUAAAUACCCAAGAGCUUAUCAGGAUUUAGAAUUAUUCAGAACUCCGAUUUAUAGGAAAAAAGAAAAAGAAAAAAAACUCUGACCUUCAGUUUGACAAGCUAAAAGGAGCAGAGUCUUUAAUGAGCAUGCUAAUUUUCUAGUUUUGAGGAAAAGUUGGGUCCUUUAAAUGCUAUUUUGCUUAUCGCAUCAGUACUUUUAUGCAGGUCUCAUUUGACUCCGUGCUUAGGUAGAUGCGGGGGUGCCUUGAAAACUUCAUUUUAAAUGAUCUUAAGCAAGAAAUACAAUAUUUUACGAAACAUUUGGAGAAUGUGACCGUCUGUAUGACCUGUGAAAGCCCCAGGUUGGCUGUUGGUUUGGAAGGUCCUGAGUGUAACCCAGGUGAUUCUAAUACUUGGCAUGUGUGAAUCUUACUGAUGUAUGUCAAUAUGCUCUUCCCCUUGUCACCCUUUGGUAGCAAAGCCAUUAGAUGAAAGGAGAAACCAAUACAAGCUAAAAGCAUGUGAUGUCUGUUGUUACCCCUGUCCCCACUCCCACCCCACCCCCAGCCUAAACGGCCUUUGAUUCAUAAAUUUCUAGAUGAGCAAUCAGGCUGCUGAGUGAGUCAAGAAGCAGUCUCCAUUGGACGUUCCCAUUCCCCUCAGAAUGGUGUUUCAGAAAUCAGGUGGUGCUGUUGUCAUGCUCAAGCCCACGCUUAUUUUUACACACUACAUGUAUAACCUACCUCAAAUCUCAGUCAUUAAAAUUAGCAUGCUUUAGACAUAUAUUUUAAAAAGUAACUAUGCACAGCUCUUUAUCCUCCCCCCUUGCUGCUGAAGGUUUCUUAAAAGAGAAAAAUAAUCAAACUUAUUUUUUACUGGCACUAUCAUUUUUAAGUCCUAAAGAUGAUUAACAGACAUUUUUUUUUAUCAUGAGAAGAAAGAUAAAGCCAUUGCAACUAAAGAACCUAACAGCAUGACCAAGUUUUAAGAGUAAUAUUAUAGCAAAAGAAAAUGGAGUCUUGUAGUCAUCUCCCCAGUGUGCCCUCUUCACAGACACCAUCCACAUGCAGUACAGACCUUUGGUUCCUCUUUUGUCGUUUCGUUUUGAUAAGUUCUCCCUGUCUGUUGCAUGCAAAGGAAGUGCUUGCAAAGUUCUGUGCUAAGAGAUUAAUUUUAAAACUCGAAAAAUUGCUUCAACGGCAGGUUCUCACAAAAUAACUGGUGCUAGCUCAAGAAACCAUCAUCUAACUGUCAGAAAUCUUGACUAAAGGUGUCUCGUGGAUUUUGAGGUUUUGUGUUGUUUGGUUUGCUUUCUUAGCAGGGCCUCUACUUUCCCAUACUUUGGCUUCCCAGGUCCUUACGGCUUUGCCUUCUCACUGAGAUGACAGUGGUUAGCAUAGAGAGAGAUUAUUCCCUGCCCCUCUUGGUCCUCCCACCAGCCUUUUUGGAAACUGUAGUUGCCAGAGCAAGGAAUUUUUAAAGUGCUAAUGCAAGGGAAGAAGUAGCCGAACUUAAUUGCUCCGUGCGUAACAGCAGUAGAUGCGUGAGGAUGGUUGACAGAUGAGUAGAUGGUAACCUGAUUUCACAGAGCGAAAUUUCAGCCAGACUUUGUGAAGCUUAACCACCACCAGAUCUCACACUCACUAAGGCAGGGCUGGUGGAAAAUGAUAUCCCUGACGUGCCUCAACCAAUAGUUCUCUUCUUUUGUUACUGAAGUGUUUUAUGGACUAGGAAGCAUUUUUAUGAAUUGAAACAGUCUAAAUAAAAUGGUGCUAUGGUGUUUUAAUGUGACUGUCCUGAACCUGUCUUGCCGAGGUGCUAUCAACGUUCUGAAACCACAACCGACCAAAAAUAAGGUGGGCUCCAGUCUCUCUUUGGCUUCCCCUCCCCUUUUUGGUGCUGUCUCCUUAGGCCUCUGUUUAUUGUGCUAUUACAUGCUCCAAGCAGUUUUUGUUUUAUUGUUCUUGGUGGUGGCCAAAUGAAGAAAGGCAAGUCAUGAAGGCAGCCAGCUUCCUGUGUAAAUGGGAUCAGGCCAGCCAGGCUUGGCAGGUGCUUUGGUUUCACACUUGUUCUCUCAGGCCUAAUGAAGAAUGGGCCAGGACUUUUUUUUUUUUUUUUUUUUUUUUUUUUAAGGAAAGGAAGUCGGGUAUUCCUGCCUCUUCUAACAUGGCAGACCUUCUCAUAGCCAAGGAUACAUUUUCCUCCUGCAACCCAUGGUGCAAGUAGAUGUCUCUAACGUCCCAAAGGUGCUCUGUCCACCAAGGUGGACCAGGUGGUUCUCCUUCCUCAGCUGGCACUAGCCAGACCAUGGAGAGCAGGAGGCUCAUUCCUUUGUUUCUUCCAGCCUUUGCCUCAUGUCACUUCCGCCUCUCGUUGGUCACCCCUCACGUUCAGACUAAAGAACGGAGCUUACUUUGCUCACUUGGUGCCACUGAGGCUGCUUUUUAGUUGGUGCUAUAAAUUUCUUGGGUCCACAAAAGCUGAUUUAAAAAAAGAACUCAACAGGAAGCUCCAUUUUGUGUCAUCCGCUGUCACAGUAAUUUUUUUAAAUACCUCAAAAACAGGACAUCACGAUAACUUCACUAGAUUUCCGUGAGUGUAAGAUACCUGCAGGUUGUCUGUCUGAUAAUGUACUUGACCUUGAAGAACCUGGGGUCACUGUUAAUUUUUCACUCUUCAGCAGUUAAAAGGGCAGAAUGCCUAAAGGAAGGAGCAUGGUUGACUUUAUUUUCAUGUUCAAGUUUUGCUUUUGAGUAAAAUGUGAAUUUCCUCUGCCCAUCUCAUCAAGCUUUUUCAGUCAUUGUUGCCAUCAUUUGAAAUGACUCCCUCAAAACCUAGUUUUACUAGCUAGCUGCAUCUGCUGUAGUAGGUGGCCAACUUCAACAAACCCUGGACCAAAAAUGAACAUUUUUUUUGAGGUGCAGACCCCCAGCAUAGGUUAUACAGUCCCACACCUACACAUGUGGAGUUUUUCCAUAUGUGAGGCCCCAUCUUGGCGCUCCCAGUCUUUCCUCCCACAGAGCUGCCCAAGAGCAAAGCAAUAGGCUCCUUCCCUGAGCAGAGACUGCAGCACAGAAAUGCAAGGUCUAAAGAUGCUUUUUGCCUAAGAAUCAGUGAGUGAUUUGGCCUACUUCGUUUGCUUCUAUUCUGAUAUCAGGGAUGCUUUUUGUAGUGGUAUCACUUGUUCUCUUAUUUUUACUGCCUGUCAUUCAGGGAUAACUCAUCACAUGGGGAUUAAAAAGAUACAUAAAAUCUGGCUUAUUUGAACAUUCAAAAUUGCUUUGUUCCAGUACUUUUGUUUUAAAUGUUCCUUUUGAGGGGAAAAAGGAGGAGAAAAACAGGAGUGAUUUGUCAUUUCUUUUCUCAUAUAUUCUAAUUCAAAGAAACAAGGACAGGUCGUAUUGUGGCAUAUUAACGCAUUAGACUUAACCCUGUAGCUUUUUUGAUGUUUUAUUUCUUCUUUGGAUUCCUGUUUGGUUACUUGGCUUCCAAUGGAGGUGAACUUAACAACCAUACUUGAAUAUUCCGUCUUGACUUUGUAACUGUGGCUACUUGAAAUGAAGUUUAUCUGGGGUUGAUGGAUGAAUGGUAGAUUUUUUGCAAUGUCUCAAGGCAAUAGGAUGUGUAUUAUUAAACUGUAGAUAUUCUUAGUACAGUAAAUUUAUGCUGAUAAUUUUAUUUUGUAUAAUUUUUACCUUUUGUUAAUAUUUCUUUCUUCCCACUUUAUUGAUUUGUCUCCUGAGCUACCCCUCCUUACCCUUCCUUCUCCCCCAGUGUUUCAGUAAAUUUAAUUUAGGGUGCCUAGAAAUUGCAAGUAUGUAUUCUUUUUUGAUUUGUAUUUUAUUAUAAUUUACACAAACAAUUGGGUUUGUGGACUGUAUUACUCCUGGUAUCUUUAAAAUAUUGUGGGUGUUUUAAUAAAUUUUAUAUUUAUUUUUUGCACUCAAA
Molecule: messenger RNA, 12182 nt
Organism: Erinaceus europaeus (western European hedgehog)
Lineage: Eukaryota; Metazoa; Chordata; Mammalia; Eulipotyphla; Erinaceidae
Gene: TET3
Product: tet methylcytosine dioxygenase 3
Exons: 12
Coding region: 673-6060 (1795 amino acids)
Biological process (GO): positive regulation of transcription by RNA polymerase II; oxidative demethylation
Cellular component (GO): nucleus
Molecular function (GO): zinc ion binding; DNA 5-methylcytosine dioxygenase activity; DNA binding
Source: RefSeq, a predicted model, not a curated record